Eruca vesicaria subsp. sativa (arugula) is the source of this 390-nucleotide messenger RNA. NCBI's taxonomy places the organism in Eukaryota, Viridiplantae, Streptophyta, Magnoliopsida, Brassicales, Brassicaceae. The record is from the annotation of a GenBank genome assembly.
AUGAACGGGACCCACCGUCACCAUCUCCUUCAACUAGUCUUAUCCUGCCGUAAAAUCACGGCGCAAGUGACUCAACCAGGAACCUCCACCAUCAUAGCCAUGGCUUCCUCCUCCGAGCAAGAGUUCCUUGCCAAGAGCCGCGCUAAUCUCUACCGGUUCCCUCGUUCCAACAACUUUUGGGACUCGAAGACGGCCUCUCGCGUCGGCGAGAAGCUUGGUCUGCGUCUCAGAGAGCUUGGUGUUGACGCAGUCUCUAUUGAUGCGGAGGAAGAGAUCUCGCGACCCGUUCACCACCGUAAAAGGGUUUUGCCGUUGUUUGAUUCCGUUCGUCGCAGUGGAAUCAUAGUCGAUGGAACUGAGCAGUUAAACGAUGUCGUUCCCAGAGAUUGA